Funneliformis caledonium is the source of this 474-nucleotide messenger RNA. NCBI's taxonomy places the organism in Eukaryota, Fungi, Glomeromycota, Glomeromycetes, Glomerales, Glomeraceae. The record is from the annotation of a GenBank genome assembly.
AUGGCAGCUAAUACAACUUCAGAUAAUUAUGUGGCAUUAUUUCAAGAUUAUUCUCAUAUUUGCACAUGUUUACUUUUAUUUAGUGAAGGUUUGAGUCGUUGGUAUAAAAAGGAUGUUGAUCUAAAUAAAAUUGACGCUUUAGAUGAUUCCUUUAGUCAUAUUGGAAAUGAAAGUUCAACUACAGUGAUCAGAAUAUGGCAAAUUUAUGGGGAAUAUGCAGCAUUAGGACGAAAGUUAGCAUCCUUGGCAUCUGAAUUUCAUGUAACACAUAUUGCAGCUACAUUACGAGGUUUAAUUCAAGAAGUGGAGUUAUCUAAUACUAAUAAUUCAAUUAACAAUCAAGACGAAGAAAUAAUUCUUAAUCCAUUACAAGUUAAUACAAAAGGAAGACCUAAUAAAAGAUUGAAAUCAUUUGGGGAAAAAGGAUCAAAGGACUCUACAAGUAAAUCUACUAGUCGUUCUGGUGAUGGAUAA